GGCGGCGGCGGCGGCCGCCGGCCCUUCCCCGCCCCCCGACAUGGGGCUGCCCGGGGAGCUGGACGCUGCGGACGACGGCGGAGGAUGCGCGCGGCGCCCCUGAGCCGGCCGAGCGGGCGGGCCGCGGGAUGAAUGACUGAUUCACAGUCGGAGAGCUGCAGAGAGGCUGGAGGGCAGGCGGUUCUGGGAUCCAGCUGGGGCCGAAUACACACCUUCCACCUUCGAUUAACACCAAAGAUGAAGAAACUGAGGCGCAAAGAAGUUAUCCACUUGGUUGAGGUCCCAGAAUAGAUCAGAACCAGGUCCUCUGUCAGAAACCUGCCCCUGGAUCCUGGCUGGCUGUCUGAUCCCCUGAGGUUCAUUUCCUGACAGACAAGGUACAAGAUUCCUAUUACUUGAAGGAUAAGGCUGGCACUGCUCAACGUCUUUGUGGAAGCUUCUGCCUCACUCCUGAGCCUCCCUGAACCUCCUUACAGCAUAUGACACAGAAUUUCCUUUUCCUAAGAUGGAGUCGAACAAAAAGAUGGACGCUGCUGGCGCACUGCAACCCAACCCAUCACUCAAACUGCAGCCUGAUCGCAGUGCAGGGUCAGUGCUGGUGCCAGAUCAAGGAGGCUACAAGGAAAAGUUUGUGAAGACAGUGGAAGACAAGUAUAAGUGUGAGAAGUGCCGCCUGGUGCUGUGCAACCCAAAGCAGACUGAGUGUGGGCACCGCUUCUGUGAGAGCUGCAUGGCUGCCCUGCUCAGCUCCUCGAGUCCAAAAUGUACAGCGUGCCAAGAGAGCAUCAUCAAAGACAAGGUGUUUAAGGAUAAUUGCUGUAAGAGAGAGAUCCUGGCCCUUCAGAUCUACUGUCGGAAUGAAGGCAGAGGCUGUGCAGAGCAGCUGACUCUGGGGCAUCUGCUGGUGCACCUAAAAAGUGAAUGCCAGUUUGAGGAGCUUCCCUGUCUUCGGGCGGACUGCAAAGAUAAAGUAUUGAGAAAAGACUUGCGGGAUCACGUGGAAAAGGCCUGUAAAUACCGUGAGGCCACAUGCAAUCACUGCAAAAGCCAAGUCCCCAUGGUCACACUGCAGAAACACGAAGAUACUGAUUGUCCCUGUGUGGUGGUGUCUUGCCCCCAUAAGUGCAGUGUCCAGACUCUUCUGAGACGUGAGUUGAGUGCACACUUGUCAGAGUGUGUCAAUGCCCCCAGCACCUGUAGUUUUAAGCGCUAUGGCUGCGUUUUUCAGGGCACAAACCAGCAGAUCAAGGCCCACGAGGCCAGCUCUGCCGUGCAGCACGUGAAUCUGCUGAAGGAGUGGAGCAACUCCCUGGAGAAGAAGGUUUCCUUACUGCAGAAUGAAAGCGUUGAAAAAAACAAGAGCAUACAAAGUUUGCACAAUCAGAUAUGUAGCUUUGAAAUUGAAAUUGAGAGACAAAAGGAAAUGCUUCGAAACAAUGAAUCCAAAAUCCUUCAUUUGCAGCGAGUAAUCGAUAGCCAAGCAGAGAAACUGAAGGAACUGGACAAGGAGAUCCGUCCCUUCAGGCAGAGCUGGGAGGAAGCAGACAGCAUGAAGAGCAGCGUGGAGUCCCUGCAGAGCCGCGUGACUGAGCUGGAGAGUGUGGACAAGAGUGCUGGGCAGGCGGCUCGCAACACAGGCUUGCUGGAGUCCCAGCUGAGCCGGCAUGACCAGAUGCUGAGUGUCCAUGACAUCCGCUUGGCCGAUAUGGACCUGAGGUUCCAGGUCCUUGAGACCGCCAGCUACAAUGGCGUGCUGAUCUGGAAGAUCCGAGACUACAAGCGCCGGAAGCAGGAGGCCGUCAUGGGGAAGACCCUGUCUCUCUACAGCCAGCCUUUCUACACAGGCUAUUUUGGCUAUAAGAUGUGUGCCAGGGUCUACCUGAAUGGGGACGGAAUGGGAAAAGGAACACACUUGUCGCUGUUUUUUGUCAUUAUGCGUGGAGAAUAUGAUGCUUUGUUGCCAUGGCCGUUCAAGCAGAAAGUGACACUCAUGCUGAUGGAUCAGGGGUCCUCUCGACGCCACCUGGGAGAUGCAUUCAAGCCUGAUCCCAACAGCAGCAGCUUCAAGAAACCCACUGGAGAGAUGAAUAUCGCUUCUGGCUGCCCAGUCUUUGUCGCCCAAACUGUUCUAGAGAAUGGGACGUAUAUUAAAGAUGAUACAAUUUUUAUUAAAGUCAUAGUGGAUACUUCGGAUCUGCCUGACCCCUGACAAGCAACCGGGGAGGUGGAUUCAGCAGAAGGUAACUCCUCUGGGGGGUUGAAGCGGUCUGUCUUCACGAAGGUCCUCGCCCACAGAAAGGACCAUGUGGGACAGGGUAAGCAGCCGGAGGAGGAGGAUGCGUGGCUGGCAGGAGAAGCCACACGUGAAAAGAGACCCCAACGGAUUUCCUAGUAGACUAGCCACACUCACUCUGAAGAAUUAUUUAUCCUCCAGUAAGAUAAAUAUUGCUGUCAGAGAAGGUUUUCAUUUUCAUUUUUAAAGAUCUAGUUAAUUAAGGUGGAAACAUAUAUGCUAAAAAGAAACAUGAUUUUUCUUCCUUAACUUGAACACCAAAAAGAAAACACACAUGGAGGUAGCUGGAUGUGUCAGCAUGUUAAUUUAAAAGGAGAACUUAUGAAAUAAUAAUACAAUUCUGAUAUAUUCAUCCUAAAAUUCAAGAGUGCAAUCUUGUUUCAAAUAUAGUAUAUUGUCUAUUUUUAAGGCCUCAUCUGGUCUCUGUUUUAAUAAUUUGUUUGUCAGAAGGCCCUGAGUAGACAGAAAGUCCCUAAAUUCAGAAGUCAUUUUUAAUUUAAAGUUUUACAAAUAAUUGUUACUGCAAACAUUUUGUUUUAAAACGUUGAUAGACUGAUAUUUCUUGGAAGAAAAUGUAAAAUAUCAAACACUGGUUAUCACUUGUGAUAGGAAAGAGAAUAUUCAAACUGUCGUUAUUUCUCGUUAGAAAUGUGACCCUUCGAUACCUGUUGUAGUUAGUGACACUAUUCACAAUGACUGUGAGAGGGGACAGUGCUCAUGGAUGCUGUGCAUCGUUUCAGACGUACAACUGUUCUCACCCUAAAAUAGGGCAUUAGUUGAACUUUGGAGUUCUAAACAAAGUCCUGUAGAUUUUUAAAAUUCUGCCCCAUGUUUAGACAAGCUCUCUCUGUUGCUGACAGCACCAGCCGUGAUCUCCAGUGUCCAGUGUACCGGGAUAGGCAGGUGACCCAGCAAGUGUUUCUCAUACUGUCAUACUGCUGCAUUCGGCUAAUGCUCUCCGGAAGCAACGUCUGUGCUCAGAGAUGGUGGCAUACGGUACAUGUGCCUUAGAUGUGACAUGCUGCUUCUUGUCCCUGGGUUUGCAUUCACCAUGGUUCUAGAAAGUGAUAGUUUAACCAGAUCUCUCUCUCUCUCUCUCUCUCUCUCUCUCUCUCUCUCUCUCUCUCUCUCUCUCUCUCUCUCUCUCUCUCUCUCCACCACCAGAUCUUUGUCUCUGCUAGGGCCCUCAGACAACUCCAAACCUGCCUGGGGGGAGCCAGGCCUCCACUGGCCGCUUCUGGAGGCUCUAAUAUUCAGAUUCCCACUCUAGACCCCAAGAGCAGCCCAGUCCCACCCCAGGGGUCUCCACCCAGAAGCCACACCCUUCCAGGUCUCCACAAGGACUGUGAAAACCCCAUUCCCCAUAGCGUGAAGGAGAAACCCCCUGCCCUAAGCAUUCCCAAGACCGGACCACUGGUCUGGGGCCUGCCCUGGCUGGCCCACAGUGGCCCUGGCCUCCCUGUAGAAGGAUGGUCAGUGAUGCCCCAGCCUGUCCCGCCCAGAUGGCACUCUGAGCUUACUGUUUACGUCCCUCGAAGGUCCAGCUGUGAUAGAAGCCUGGAGCCCUGCCUCGGUGCCCCUUUCGCUAUGCACCACGCUUCAUGGUGCUCUCACACUGAUGGGUGCUACACGCGACGGGUGCUUCUUAGGCAAAACCAGUGUGUGCGAGCCACCACAUCUGUGCCACUUGCCCAAAAGGCGCGCCCACAAUUGGCCAGCUGGGCCCGCGCUUCAGACUGCCUGCCUCUGGGCUCUCCCCAUGGUCGCGCGGGGACAGCUGGGUUGGUGCCCGGUGGCCCACCUUGUCUCUGGUGCUGCCGUCUGCCUGGGUGUGCCUUUGCCCCAGUGCCUGCUGGAAGUGCCCUCCUCCUGCACACCUGUCCCCAUGUUUCCACGAGUGACCUGGUCUCCAGCACUUGCCCUGCCCUGCCCUGCCAUGGCUGAAACGUUUGGUUCUAAGCCCGUUACUCCUUCCAUUCUCCGCUCUGCUGGGACCACUUUGGGGUAAGUCAGUGGAAAGAUUGCAGAGCCCGUGUCCUUUUAGAGGUGCCCUCUUCCUCUGCCAGGCCUGUCCUCCAGGGUUCUUCCCCAGAGACCUGGGGUUGGGAGGACCACCUGGCAGUCCUCAGCUGGCCUCAGGUAGCUUUGCAUGGCAGCGUCACCCCUGCAGCACCCUUUGAAGAAGUCAGUUCAGUGCCAGUGGGUAGAGGCCGGCAGCAUCGUGGGCUGUUAAAAAGCAUGCCUGUCUUUAGGAUUAGAGCCUGGUAUGAGGUCCCUCCCUGGUAGUAAAACUUCUACAAGACUCUCCCUAUGUGAUAAGCGCCCUCCUGGCCUUCCCCUGGGUUCCUGUGGGAUGUGAGUAAAGAGACUAAGCAACUGUUGUCCCCUGGGAUGAGGGCCUAGCGUGUGACAGCUUUCUGUUCUGUAGUGUCUUGCAUUCCUUGGUAACAGUAGAAUAGUGGGCAAACUUAUACCUUCGUGCCCUGUCUCUCAAUGUGUGAAGGGCGUGCCGAGACGUGUCUCCUAGGAGGUGUGGAGUGCAUCACAUCCUCCCUGGGUGUGCCUUGCUCUGGUCCAUCUCAUCAUCCCUUGGUGCCCCCUUUGGUGCUCACCACCUGGGCCAGUUUGGGCUGUGGUCUCAGCAUAGUUGAGGCCCUGUUGCCAGUUCUGGCAGCCAGCCCUCCCCAUCUCACAGGGUCCUGGCCACACAAAACACAGGGUGGUCAUGUGGUAUGUGUACCUGGCUUUGCAAAAGUGUCAAUCGCUCGUCCUUUAAAGGGCCAUUUGUUCCAUGGCCUCCAUGAGGAAGUUGGACACAACUUCUGCUUACCUGAGGCAGUAUCCCGUGCCAGCUCAGAACUGCCCCUGGGAAGAUGCAAGCCACUAAGUUGCAAUGUGUCUUGAGGCCUGACCCAUGGUUUUUGUGAGUAGCUGAUAGCCUGUGUCAGUAGCAACCCAGGACAAGGGUGGCAGUGAGUGCCUUCCUCCCUCAUUGGUCAGGAAAAGGAAGGUAGCCUGAAGGGCCCUGGGCUGGGCCUCCCUUUACUUCUUGGGGACAGACAGUCCCAACGGAAGCCGUGUAGCAUGCCAGGCUGUGGGUAAGACAGAGCAGCGGGUGAGAUUGCGGAUGGGUGUGUGUGAUGGGCUCAUUGAGGAGAAUAAUGCCCACGUCCCAGCCCACCCAGCUCCCAUCUGUCUAGACCCAUGCUCAGCACUCAGAGAAGCAAAGGGCUGUUGAGAGGCUGCACCACAUCUGCCCCCUGGAGUAGCCUGUGCACAGAUGCACAGUGUCCCUAAGGCAGCAGUCAGCGGGGGAGGUGAGUGCCUACUGCCGCCCUGCCUCCGUUUCCUCCCGGGACUGGGGCUCCAGGAGCUGUGGCAUGAUACACUGCUGUGGCUUUGCUCCCUGGGCAGCCUCCAGCAGGGCUCAGACCCGCCACCACCACAUCCCCUUGUAGUUGGUUUUGUCUGACUGUCUGUGGUCAGCCUCAUGAGGACCUAGAGGUCAGACACAGUCCUUUGUGGGUAGCUAGCCACCUUCCCUGUUCUCCUUAGUCUGCCCCAGAGUCCCGCCUGGAGUUGGGACCACAUGCCUGCUGUCUUGGGCCCAACAUUAAUGAUGCCACUAUAACUAAACAGUAUAUGUAGCAGUCACCCAUGGCAGGCCUGACACUGAUGGACUGUGUAUCCAGCAAAGGGGAGGGUGUCUGGGCGCGCCAAGUAACAGAGUCCUGGGUGGACUACUCCUGCCAGCCCAAGAGGAAACCAGGGGGAGUGUCAACAGCGCGGCCCCUGCCCCCUCCUUCCCCCUGCACACUGCCAAGCAUUGCAGGGACAGCACUUGGUACCUGGCCAAGACAUUUCCCACCUGACAGGUCCCUGCCCUCCCAUACAUCCCUCUGCUUGGGACCAUCGGUGAAUGGAGAAGGGCUUGGUGGAGCUUAGGGUACUAUCUCCCCCUUUUUCUUUUCCCUUCUUUUUUAAUUUUUAAUCCAGCACUUUCCUGACUAGACUGCAGGAGAGCUAGUGUGAGUUCCAGGCAUGCCAUUGUGUCUGAGUGUGUGUGACAAAUGAGGGUCUACCCCCAAAUCUUCUCAGACUAAGAUCAUGGUUCUGUCUUCCGUUUGCAAAUCCAUAGCAGCUCUUUUCUCCAAGCUAGAAUGUGUCCACGGGCUCUGGGUCUGGUGAGGUGAUAGUCGGCAACUGACCCAGCCAUCAUUACCCAUGUCACCCCAGCUGAUAUUGGUUGCCAUGGGCACUGUGGCAUCAGGGAGCCAGGUCAGUGAGGACAGUAAAAAGAGGCCAGCAGCCUGGCCCAAAGGUCUGGACAUAUCCCAGCCUGUUGCCCAUUUGGAGGGUUCCCUGGGCACCAUUGCUAGGCAGGUGGGCAGGGACCCACACCAAGCUAAGCGGGCCCAAGCAGCCAAGUAGAGUAUAUGAUUCAUUUCCCCUGCCACACCAUGUCUAGAGUCUUGUGAGUUCACUGUGGAGAGGAGGUGACAGGUGCAGGGUCACUGUGCCACUCUGUAGUCAGUGGUGACUGGUACACACCUUUAGUCCCCUUAGUCAAGUAACCUUCAAAGGCAAAUAAAUGACCUAAUUGGAAAACACAAAAGCCGGCCUUCCUUCCGAGGAGUUGCCUGCGGGAGUGGGGUCACUGCAGGCUGUUGUGGAGAUGGCACGCCUCUUGGGUUUAGUUCUAUUACCCAAAAACAAAGACCAAAGAAGGCCAAUCUCAUUUGACUGUAUUUUUAAUCUGCCUGUGUUGACACUUGCCGUCUGUAGUAACCGCUCGCCGUGAGGUUCCAUCUUGACAGUCCAAGUGAAUGUGACCAGUGAUUAGCGUCCCGUGUUCUUCCGCUCUUCUAAGAAACCGACAGUGUGAGUUAUUGCUCAGCAAUAAUCCUGUCACUAGGUUAGCAACAUGUCUCAUCUUCCUGAUAGCAUUAUGAUGUUUUUGUAUUCUGUUUACUGUAUGUUACGUGUGGUUUCAUUUGGUAUUUAUUUGUGUUUUGAGGUCUUGCGAUGUUUCUGUUCUGCUGCUAAUAAUAAAGUUUGUAAGACUGUAGAAUGCAAAAUUUUGCAAUGCUAAAGUGUCUGUUAGAGAAAAAUAAAGCUGAUUUAAGAGUC
This is a messenger RNA of Phodopus roborovskii (desert hamster), 7423 nucleotides long. It is a transcript of the gene Traf3, whose product is annotated as TNF receptor associated factor 3. The transcript has 14 exons. Gene Ontology annotation, biological process: protein K63-linked ubiquitination; regulation of cytokine production; innate immune response. Gene Ontology annotation, cellular component: plasma membrane signaling receptor complex. The coding region runs from base 506 to 2209 and encodes 567 amino acids. Lineage: Eukaryota; Metazoa; Chordata; Mammalia; Rodentia; Cricetidae. The record is from RefSeq and is a predicted model, not a curated record. Gene Ontology annotation, molecular function: zinc ion binding; tumor necrosis factor receptor binding.